UCUAGACUCUAGGCCACUUGCCACAAAAUUACAAGUUUCCUUGCUGCUGUUAACAACCAAAUCUUUCGGUUCUCCUCUCCUCAAUUCGGUUCUCUUUUCUCUGUUGCUUGUACUGUCAUCUAUGUUGUAGAUUAAUGUACGUUAUAAACGAUAUAAUCUCCCAUCCAUCCAUCAUCAACAUUUCUAAGGUGGAAACCCUAAUUUAAAAGAGAGAUGUUGAGGAAUAGGAGACGAAGCCGUUAUGGGGUACAAUUAUGUGCAAUCACAGCUGCAAUUCUGCUCCUAUUAUCAGUUUCAGUCCUUCACAGUCGUCUUGGUUUCGAUCGGCAAUCUUCAUCGUCAUCUCUAGAACGAACAGGUAUAGAUUUCUCACAAGAUUCAGAUGAUAUUGAUGCAAUCGUUGUUAAUCCAUUACUAGAAGACAUUCAAAAUGAUGCUACUACUGCUUCUACUACUAAUAGUGGUACUACUACAUCUAAUGAAGAAGAAGAUAGAAUUGAUGAACUUGAUGUUAUCGAUACUGAUGAUCAAUCUAAGGUUUCUGACGAAGAAGAAAUACUUAGAGGUGUUGAUUUUGAAGAAGAAUCUGAUUCUGAUUUGAAUAAUAAUAAAUUUAAACAUUCUCCUGAUUAUGUCUGGGAUCAUAUUGUUGGUGUUACUAGAAGAGCUUUUGACAAAAGAUCUAUUCAUCCAUGGCAAGAUUCAGUUCCAUUUGGUUCUUAUUCUUCUUCUUCCAAUUCUGAAGAUGAUAAGAGUAAGAUUGCAUUUGGUUCUGAUGAUCAACCUGUUGAUGAGAAUGUUAGGCGUAAAUUGGAUCAUAUUAGGGUUAUUGAAGAUGCAUUGUUAUUGAAAACAUCACCAUUGAGAGAAGGUUGGGCAAAUUGGUUUGAAAAAAAAGGGGAUUUCUUAAGAAGAGAUAAAAUGUUCAAGUCUAAUUUGGAGAAUUUAAAUCCUAUGAAUAAUCCACUGUUACAAGAUCCUGAUGGAGUUGGAGUUACAACUCUUACCAGGGGUGACAAGAUUAUGCACAAGGCAUUGCUGAAUGAAUUUCGCAAACUUCCUGUUGUUGUGAAGAAUCCGUUUUUUGGUAAUAAUGUUAAGGAAAGGGAUGCCAAUGUAGAUGAAAUGAAGGUGAAUAAAGAUAGAAUGAUUAAUCAGGUCAAAGGAGUGGAACGUAGAACGUUAGACGACAAUGGAAGUAGUAAUAGUAAUGAUGGUGCUGAAAAUUUAGGUUCCAUUGAAAGGGUUAUUGCUGGUUAUGAAAAUUCAAAUUCACAUUCAAAUGAUGAGAGGAAGCUCCAUCUACCAAAUGGAAAGGAGCCAUUAAAGCUCAAUGUACCAAAUGGCAAAGUGAAUGUGGAUUCCGGGCCUAUAUACGCUGAUGGUUCGAGAUGGGGUUAUUUUCCCGGCUUGCCUCCCCAUCUAUCUUUUACUGAUUUUGUGACUGAGUUCUUUAGGCAAGGCAAAUGUUCCUUGCAGGUGUUCAUGAUAUGGAAUUCUCCGCCUUGGAUGUUUAGUGUUCGGCACCAGAGAGGCCUUGAAAGCCUUUUGUACCACCAUCCAGAUGCUUGUGUUAUGGUCUUCUCUGAAACAAUUGAGCUUGAUUUCUUCAGGGACUUCGUGAAAGAUGGCUUCAGAAUUGCUGUUGCUAUGCCAAAUCUUGAUGAACUGCUGGAGAAUACCCCAACUCAUGAAUUUGUAUCAGCUUGGUUUGAAUGGAGAAAGACCAAUUUCUAUCCUGUCCACUAUAGUGAGCUUAUCCGCCUUGCUGCUCUGUACAAAUUUGGAGGCCUCUAUCUAGAUUCUGACAUUGUUGUAUUAAAGCCAUUAGCUUCAGUUAACAAUUUCGUUAGCAUGGAGGAUCAAUUGGGUAAUGGUUCUUUUACAGGUGCUGCAAUGGCAUUCAAGAAGUCCAGUCCCUUUAUAAUGAAGUGUCUAAAAGAAUAUUAUGAGACUUACGACGAUACCCUCUUAAGAUGGAAUGGUGGUGAACUUUUGGAAAGAGUAGGUAAACAAUCUUCAAGCAUAAAUAACAGCUCCAACAAACAGCUUGACACAAGUAUGCAACCUUCCUCCUUGUUCUUCUCUGUAGGACGGAAAAAUAUCACAAGAUACUUCAAUGCCCCUGCAGACGAGACUGAAAGGGCUGAACAAGAUAUCCUCUUCAGAAGGAUUUUGAAGGAGUCCUACAUAUUUCAUUUUUGGAAUAGUGUGACGUCUACCAUUGUUCCAGAUCCUGGAAGCCUUGUAUGGAGAAUUCUGAACCACUUCUGCAUUCGUUGUCUGGAUGUUCUAUAAUCUGUACUAGUUUGCAGAAACCAAGUCAAGUCAAGCUCUUCUCCAACCAUUAUCUUUCCAAAUCAUCCAGUCCAUGAAAGGAUUCUCAAGGAUCUGUGGUGUCAUUUGAUCAGGCUACAAUCUGGAAACAAGAUCAGAUUGUCGUUGUUACUAAUAUUGUAAGUUACUAGACAAGCAAACCGUGUUGUUGACGUUGGAAGAGUUAACUUAAAGUCUGCAUCACGAGCAACAAAAACCAAAGGGUGCAGGUGUUUGAAGGGCAGAGGGAAGUUGUUGGCUCUCAUCAAACGACGAGUUAUAACUAGAAGGAGAAAGUCUGGUCGUGGGAGAGCCGGACAAAAUUUUGAGGGUUGGGUUCUUGGAGGUAAGCUUGUUUGUUGUACUUCUCUGUAAUAGCCAUGAAGCAUGGCGAAAGAUACAGAAAUUUAAAAGAAGAUUAGAAAGGGUGUGACUGUUGACUCCUCCGUAUAAGAAAAUUUCCUUUAGAACCUAAUUGUAAAGUCAGUGCUGAAAAGUUGCGCAAAUGAAAUACAGUUGCUCAAACAAAAACCAAGUCGAUUGUGUUUGCGGUACUUAUUUUCCAUUUCUAUAAACUACUCACAGGGGAAAUCAAGGA
Messenger RNA from Papaver somniferum (opium poppy), 2914 nucleotides. RefSeq lists its product as uncharacterized. The record is from RefSeq and is a predicted model, not a curated record. The coding region runs from base 214 to 2298 and encodes 694 amino acids. NCBI's taxonomy places the organism in Eukaryota, Viridiplantae, Streptophyta, Magnoliopsida, Ranunculales, Papaveraceae. The transcript is spliced from 5 exons.